Molecule: messenger RNA, 1603 nt
Organism: Limulus polyphemus (Atlantic horseshoe crab)
Lineage: Eukaryota; Metazoa; Arthropoda; Merostomata; Xiphosura; Limulidae
Product: coiled-coil domain-containing protein 42 homolog
Exons: 8
Coding region: 261-1022 (253 amino acids)
Source: RefSeq, a predicted model, not a curated record
ACAAAUAAGAGCAGCGGCACAGAAUACAAAUGUGUUGAACAAAUUGUCUUUAUUUUCCAUAUAGGCACCACUCGUCUGCUCACCAUACCAUAUCGAAUAAUAAUUAAGAUUUAGUUGCUAAGAUACGCAAUGUUUACACUUACCACUGUUGCAGACGAACUUUGUAUCAUAACACAAGCCUAGACUUACCAAUGUGAUUUAUAAGCAAUUAGGAACAGGUUAGUCUGAAAAAAAAAAUAGUUUGAAGGUACAAAAUCGAAAUGGAUUUUGGGUUAGAAGACUAUAUAAAGGCAAAGUUUGAGAAAAAGUUAAAUGUAAAAUAUCCAGAAUGUGGUGAUAAGUACCUUACAAAUGCAACAAAGCUUCUAGAGAAAAAGAGAGAAAUUUCAGAAGUGGAGGAUUUACUGAAACAAAAUAAAGAGGAAUUUAAAAUCAAAGCUAAAGAACUAGGGGAAAAAAAGAAUGAGCUGAAUGAAAGAGAGAAUAAGCUGAAAGAUUCGUUUAAAAAGUUUGACAAGUUUCUCCAGGAAAAUGAUGCUAAGAGUACUAAAGCACUGAAAAAAGCUGAGGAAGAAAAGGAAAAUCAAAGACAAAAACAAAAGGAAAUUGAAAAACUUAAAGAAGACUUAUCCCUUAUUCAAGCCAAAGAGAAAAAACUUGAAGAGAAGGUUGCUCGAUAUAAAAUCUUUAACAAUUUCUUGGAAGCUGUUGUCAGAUCAUCUGAGGAGUUUGAAGAAAUACGUGAUGUGAUUAGCCGGUAUGAAACAUUAGUUGAAACACAUAAGGACCUAGUGAACAGAGAACAGAAGUAUGAAGAGAGGAUAGAAGAGGAACGAGUUAAAACGAUAAAAUACACAGAGGAGAAACACAAUGAAAUACUUCAAUACAAUAAUAAAUUGGCAGAGUUGCAAACUAGAUUCGACAAGGCCCAAAAUGAAGCAAUUAAAUGGGAAUCUCGUUGGAUGCAUAUAAAGAAUACUGCAGCCAUGAAAACCUUGCUACUGGGUCAAAUUAGAAUGUAAGUUAUUCAUCAUGUUUUCAACUUAGAAGUUAAAGAAUUGUGAAUUCAGCCCUUUAAAGGUAUUGCAUACUAACAUUUGAAUUGAAUUCUUUAGCAUUUAUACUUGGGAUGUCCUUUUCUUUUUACAACUUAUUCAUGAUAUUGUGAAAAAUGUUACUUUGAACAUGUUCUAACUAAUUUUCUUAUUCUUUUUUGAGGAAAAAAAUAUAUAUAUAUUGAUUAUUAACCAACAAAGUGCUGAUUUUUUUUUUCUAAAGAGCUGUUGUCUUUGCACUUCUUUGGGGAAACAAUGCAAGAUAUAAUUGUUUUGUUUCUAUCUUUACAUAUUAUGCUUUUAGCUCAUUACGUUCUAUUAAUAAGCUUUUUAGAGUCCGUUAGUUUGAGAAAUGCUAUGUUCACAGUGAACCUCAAAAUAUCUGAUAUGGAAGGCUCUAGAAACUCUUACACUAUGUAAUCAAAUUUAUAACUAGCAGCUUGUAUAUAGUCACUGAUUUUAUAAGAUAACUCUAUCAACUUUUAUAUUGUCAAUAAUUCUAUAAUAUAGCUCUAAAAAUGUAUAUAUAGACACUAAUUUGUAAGGUA